AUGGCACAAGGAAAUAAUUAUGGGCAAAGCAGCAAUGGGGUGGCUGAUGAAUCCCCAAACAUGUUGGUGUACAGAAAGAAAGAAAUUUGGAAGAGGUUCAAAGAUAGAUGGCAAGUAUGCUUAAAGAUGGAAGACGUCAUAGCCCGCAUGCAAGAUGAGAAAAAUGGGAUUCCUAUUCGUACAGUCAAAAGUUUUCUUUCCAAGAUUCCCAGUGUCUUUUCUGGUUCAGACAUUGUUCAAUGGUUAACGAAGAACUUAUCCAUAGAAGACCCAGUGGAAGCUCUACAUUUGGGAACACUGAUGGCAGCACAUGGUUAUUUCUUUCCAAUCUCAGACCAUGUUCUAACACUAAAAGAUGAUGGCACCUUUUAUCGAUUCCAGACACCCUAUUUUUGGCCAUCAAAUUGUUGGGAGCCGGAAAACACAGACUAUGCUGUUUACCUCUGCAAGCGGACAAUGCAAAACAAAGCAAGGCUGGAGCUAGCAGACUAUGAAGCUGAGAGUUUGGCCAGGCUACAGCGAGCAUUUGCUCGGAAAUGGGAGUUUAUUUUUAUGCAAGCUGAAGCACAAGCCAAAGUUGACAAGAAGAGAGACAAGAUAGAGAGGAAGAUCCUUGACAGCCAGGAGCGAGCAUUCUGGGAUGUGCAUCGUCCGGUGCCUGGAUGUGUAAACACUACUGAGGUAGAUAUAAAAAAAUCUUCAAGAAUGAGAAAUCCACAUAAAACAAGAAAGUCUGUCUAUGGCUUACAAAACGACAUUCGAAGUCACAGCCCUACCCACACACCAGUACCAGAGACUAAGCCACCCACAGAAGAUGAACUACACCAAGAGAUUAAGCAUUGGCAAAUGCAAUUAGACAGACAUAGAUUAAAAAUGUCAAAAGUUGCAGAGAGUCUAUUAGCUUAUACAGAGCAGUAUUUGGAAUAUGAUCCUUUUCUUGUGCCCCCUGAUCCCUCAAACCCUUGGAUAUCAGAUGACACCACUUUCUGGGAAAUGGAGGCAAGCAAAGAGCCAGGACAACAGAGGGUGAAACGGUGGGGGUUCGGCAUGGAUGAAGCUUUGAAAGACCCUGUGGGAAGAGAGCAGUUUCUCAAAUUCCUGGAGUCAGAAUUCAGUUCAGAAAACUUAAGGUUCUGGUUAGCAGUAGAAGACCUGAAGAAGAGGCCUAUCCGUGAAGUUCCUACUCGCGUCCAAGAAAUCUGGCAAGAAUUUCUUGCUCCAGGUGCACCCAGCGCUAUCAAUCUAGAUUCAAAAAGUUACGACAAAACAACGCAGAAUGUAAAGGACCCUGGAAGAUACACAUUUGAAGAUGCUCAGGAGCACAUUUACAAACUGAUGAAAAGUGAUUCUUAUCCUCGUUUUAUACGAUCCAGUGCCUACCAGGAGCUGCUACAGGCCAAGAAAAAGGCAUUACAGACUCCGAGGGACUCUCUAGCCUUUCGAUGCCACCAUUUCGAAAACUGUCUGCUCACUUCCUCCUUCAUAUCAAGCUGGAUCUGUGUCUUUUUAUUUUCUGCAAGCUGAAGUACAGUGAAAAAAAGCUUCUGCUAGGCACAGUUUAUUUAAAAAAAAAUCAAUCAAAACCUGGAAGAAAUGUAAAAAAUGCAUAUAUUAAUAAAUAUACAUAUGGCAUCACAUUUAUUGCACAAUAAAUUAGCACAGAAGGUUUCAUUUCACUGAUGUAUUCACAUUGAGAAAGAAAGCCUGUGUCUUUGUCUGUUGUCUGUAUAUUCUCUGUUAAUGUUUCUUGCAUUUAUUUUUAUACCAUAUUUAAAAAAGAACACCUUUUACUCCAGAUGUAUUAAAGCUGAUCCUUUCUCUGUAAAUUUGUGUAUGUUUAUAUUGUUGUUUUAUCUUUCAUUAAAAGAUGCAGAAUCUC
This is a messenger RNA of Melopsittacus undulatus (budgerigar), 1879 nucleotides long. It is a transcript of the gene RGS7, whose product is annotated as regulator of G protein signaling 7. Gene Ontology annotation, molecular function: GTPase activator activity. Lineage: Eukaryota; Metazoa; Chordata; Aves; Psittaciformes; Psittaculidae. The record is from RefSeq and is a predicted model, not a curated record. The transcript has 18 exons. Bases 1 to 1524 code for a protein of 507 amino acids. Gene Ontology annotation, biological process: G protein-coupled receptor signaling pathway; regulation of G protein-coupled receptor signaling pathway; intracellular signal transduction. Gene Ontology annotation, cellular component: cytoplasm; neuron projection; plasma membrane.